Molecule: messenger RNA, 1527 nt
Organism: Miscanthus lutarioriparius
Lineage: Eukaryota; Viridiplantae; Streptophyta; Magnoliopsida; Poales; Poaceae
Source: the annotation of a GenBank genome assembly
AUGCGUCUCCUCUGCUGCUUGGCCGCUCUCCUCGUCCUCGCUCUCCAACACCAAUGCCACGGCCUACUCCUCCCGCUCACCAACACGCUGCUCUCCUCGCUUCGCGGGGCCAAUGACACCGCCACGCCCGUGCACCACCUCCUCCGCUCCUCGUCGCUCCGCUCGGCCGCGCGCCACGGCCGGCACCGCGCGCGCAGGAGCCCGCCGCCGCCUCACGGCGGACGCCACCGCCAGCUCUCGCUCCCGCUCUCCCCGGGCAGCGACUACACGCUGUCCCUGUCCGUGGGGCCGGCGUCCGCCGCUGCGCCAGUGUCGCUCUUCCUCGACACCGGCAGCGACCUCGUGUGGUUCCCCUGCGCCCCCUUCACCUGCAUGCUCUGCGAGGGCAAGCCCACGCCGUCGCCGGGCCACUCGAGGCCGCCGCAGCCGCCGCCGCCGGACUCCCGCCGCGUCCCCUGCGCGUCGCUGCUCUGCUCCGCGGCGCACGCCUCGGCGCCGCCGUCGGACCUCUGCGCCGCGGCGGGGUGCCCGCUGGAGGACAUCGAGACGGGCUCGUGCCGCGGCGCGUCCCACGCGUGCCCGCCGCUGUACUACGCGUACGGGGACGGCAGCCUCGUGGCGCACCUGAGGCGCGGCCGCGUCGGGCUGGGCGCGCGCGCGUCCAGCGUGGCCGUCGACAACUUCACCUUCGCCUGCGCGCACACGGCGCUGGGCGAGCCUGUCGGGGUGGCGGGGUUCGGCCGCGGCCCGCUCUCGCUGCCGGGCCAGCUAGCUCCGCAGCUCUCCGGCAGGUUCUCGUACUGCCUCGUGUCCCACUCCUUCCGCGCCGACCGGCUCAUCCGGCCUAGCCCCCUCAUCCUGGGCCGCAGCCCAGACGCCGGCGGCGGCGGCCUCGGCGCCGCAGCCGAGGCGGACGGCUUCGUGUACACGCCGCUGCUCCACAACCCGAAGCACCCGUACUUCUACUCGGUGGCGCUGGAGGCUGUCUCGGUAGGCGCGACGAGGAUCCAGGCCCGGCCGGAGCUCGCGCGCGUGGACCGCGCCGGGAACGGCGGGAUGGUGGUGGACUCGGGAACCACCUUCACCAUGCUGCCCAACGAGACGUACGCGCGGGUGGUCGAGGCGUUCGCCCGCGCGAUGGCCGCGGCGGGGUUCGCGCGCGCCGAGCGCGCCGAGGAACAGACGGGGCUCACGCCCUGCUACCACUACGCCGCCGCGUCGGACCGCGGCGUGCCGCCGCUGGCGCUGCACUUCCGGGGCAAUGCCACGGUGGCGCUGCCCCGGAGGAACUACUUCAUGGGGUUCAAGAGCGAGGAGGCGGCAGGGGCGGAGAGGAAGGACGACGUGGGGUGCCUCAUGCUGAUGAACGGCGGGGACGCGUCCGGUGAGGAGGGUGAUGGGCCCGCCGGCACGCUGGGCAACUUCCAGCAGCAGGGGUUCGAGGUGGUGUACGACGUGGACGCCGGCCGCGUCGGGUUCGCACGCCGCCGGUGUACGGACCUGUGGGACUCGCUGUCUCGCCGGUGA